AUGAAAUUGCGUGAAGUGUUCAUCCCUCUACUAGAGCCGGAACUGUUGCCCGUUGCUUCCAUGGACUAUCCAGAUUUACCGGCACCGGGCUCAGACGCUUGGUGUGACUUCUUGGCCGAAUGGAAAGGCAAUAUCUCCAAAUUUCCGACUCCUGUGACCGAUGAGCUGGUGCAACAGUGUCUUCUAAACGACGUCUCCCGGGAAUAUAUUGAGGCCACCCCCACCUACCAGUGGCUGGCUCUCGUGCUGCUAGUGAUACCGUUGGCGGGAGUUGUCGGCAACAGUCUCGUGUGCAUUGCCGUGUGGCAAGAGAGACGACUUCACAACGUGACCAAUUUCUUCCUCGUUUCGCUCGCACUCGCCGAUCUCAUGGUGUGCCUCGCUGUGAUGCCAUUCGGCGUGCUAGAACUUUUCUACGGUUAUUGGCCAUUCUCAACCUUCGUCUGCACCGUGUGGGUCACUUGCGACGUUCUCGGAUGCUCGGCGUCGAUUUUACAUCUGUGCUGCAUUUCGGUCGGUCGUUACAUCGGAAUUCGGAACCCUUUGAGGACCCGACAACGCACUCAGUACACCAGUCGACGGAGCGUGUUGACUCGAGUGACCGGGGUCUGGUUGCUGGCCUCGGUGAUCAGCUGUCCUCUGCCUCUGCUCGCGGCGCGGGAUAUCGACAACGUUAGGCCCACGAACAACUCGUGUGCGAUCAACAACCAAUUCUUCCUGGUGUUCGGUUCGAUCUGCGCCUUCUACCUGCCGAUGAUUGUUAUGGUCGUCAUUUAUUUCCUGACGGUGCGCGAGCUCCACAAACCCCCGGACCUGACGACCGGGAACCAACAGCAUACGCAGCAGUUGCAGCAGCCGACGCCACAAACUCCUUCCGGUGCUCACCCAGCCGCAGCCUCCGGCGGCACCGGCUGCUCAUCGAACGGCAAUCCAGCUCUGGCAGUGUCGUUCUCCCGGAUAACGUCGACGAAAGCGAACGGAUCGGCAUCAAGUACGGAGACGUGCCCUUGUAUUCUUGCAGUGCGUACGGCGCGAGCUUUGAACGAACGGCGAGCGACCAAAGUGCUCGGCGUAGUAUUCCUUUUGUUUUUCGUCUGUUGGUCGCCGUUCUUCGUGUUGAACGUAGUGCAGGUUCCGCUUGGGAGCGAUUUCUUCCCGAGUUACGUCGGCACAGGCUUUCUAUGGCUCGGCUAUCUCUCGUCGACCGUGAAUCCUCUCGUGUACACAGUCUUCAACCGCGUUUUCCGUUCAACGUUCUGGCAACUUCUGACGUGCCGUUGCGGUAAGAGACGCCGGCGAUUGCUGUACAGCAACACCGUGAGGGGCCAAAGUUAUGGGACGUCGAAGGACGUGGUGUCUUGGUCGUUCCGUUCCACGUAUCGUCACAGGGCUGACGUCCAAGCCCGGGAAACGUCUCCAGGACAUCAUCCGGAGAGACCGUGA
This is a messenger RNA of Galendromus occidentalis (western predatory mite), 1443 nucleotides long. Its product is annotated as D(2) dopamine receptor-like. The record is from RefSeq and is a predicted model, not a curated record. Lineage: Eukaryota; Metazoa; Arthropoda; Arachnida; Mesostigmata; Phytoseiidae. Gene Ontology annotation, cellular component: plasma membrane. Gene Ontology annotation, biological process: positive regulation of MAPK cascade; adenylate cyclase-activating adrenergic receptor signaling pathway. The transcript has 2 exons. Gene Ontology annotation, molecular function: G protein-coupled receptor activity. The coding region runs from base 1 to 1443 and encodes 480 amino acids.